AUGAGGAGCAACAGCAGCCUGAACCCUCUGCACUUUGAGCUGACUCUGUUUGCAGACCUCGGGCCCCUCAGAUAUCUGUUCUUCAGCCUGAGUCUGCUGAUCUACGCGACCAUCGUCUCUGCUAACGCGCUCGUUGUUCUCACGGUGUGUCUGCACAGGUCUCUGCACCAGCCCAUGUAUGUGUUCGUCUGCAGUCUGUCCCUGAACUCUCUGUACGGCUCGGCCGGCUUCUUCCCCAGGUUUCUCGUGGACCUGCUGUCCGACUCGCACCUCAUCUCUCGCUCCUGGUGUUUCCUGCAGAUAUAUGUGAUUUCCACCUCUGUGGCGUAUGAGGUGAUGAUCCUCGGCGUCAUGGCCUACGACAGAUUUGUCGCCAUCUGUCAGCCGUUGCAUUAUCACAGUAAAAUGAGCUUUAAGACGAUGAGACGUCUUUUAUUUUCUGCCGUGCUCUACCCUGCGUGUGCUUUUGGCUUCUGUCUCUAUCUCACGCUUCGAUUGCCUCUUUGUGGAAACAAACUGCACAAACUUUUCUGCUCCAACUGGCCGGUGGUGAAGCUCUCCUGCGUGGACACGACUGUGAACAACCUGAUGGGACAGUUUCUGGCCGUCACCACCACCUUCCUCCCGCUCCUCUUCAUCCUCUACACGUACCUGCGCAUCCUGCUGGUCUGCAGGAGGAGCUCGGCUGAGCUCAGAGGCAAAGCGCUGCAGACCUGCCUGCCUCACAUCGUCACAUUCAUCAACUUCACUCUAUCUAUUUUCUGUGACCUGUCGCUGACUCGAUUCCAGAACGGUAAAAUGAAUCCAAUCAUCGUAGUUGUUUUGUCUCUAGAGUAUCUGAUCAUUCCACCGAUCAACAACCCUCUGGUCUACGGCCUCAAUCUGCCUCAAAUAAAAGAAGCCAUUUUUAGGUUUUUGAAGAGUUCAGCGGCCAAAAUACAAAACUCAACAUGCACAAACAGUAAACAAUAA
Molecule: messenger RNA, 972 nt
Organism: Plectropomus leopardus (leopard coralgrouper)
Lineage: Eukaryota; Metazoa; Chordata; Actinopteri; Perciformes; Serranidae
Product: olfactory receptor 6N1-like
Biological process (GO): G protein-coupled receptor signaling pathway; detection of chemical stimulus involved in sensory perception of smell
Cellular component (GO): membrane
Molecular function (GO): odorant binding; G protein-coupled receptor activity; olfactory receptor activity
Source: RefSeq, a predicted model, not a curated record